Messenger RNA from Eremomyces bilateralis CBS 781.70, 1538 nucleotides. RefSeq lists its product as uncharacterized. The transcript is spliced from 3 exons. Bases 65 to 1117 code for a protein of 350 amino acids. Lineage: Eukaryota; Fungi; Ascomycota; Dothideomycetes; Eremomycetales; Eremomycetaceae. The record is from RefSeq and is a predicted model, not a curated record. Gene Ontology annotation, biological process: secondary metabolic process.
CCACUGCAAAACAAGACAGCCCGCAAUCCAAGCUACGGAGCAGCUCCUCUCUGAAAAGCACAAGAUGGUGGCACUCGACCUUGUUCACGCUUCCAAUGCCCAGCUUCGUCAGUUGGGUCCUGGUUUGGUAGCUCUUUUCGUUGGUGCCACGUCGGGCAUUGGGGAAUACACAGCUAAAGCCUUCAUCGAGAAUGCUCUCUCCCCACGAGUCUAUAUCGUAGGCCGCAGCGAAUCGGCCGCAGAGCGCAUCAUCAACGAAUGCAAGGACCUCAACAAGGAUGGGAAAAUCGAGUUUCUAAAAGCAGACGUGUCGGAGCUCGGGGAGGUCGACCGAGUAUGCGCAGAGAUUACCAAGAAGGAGUCGCACAUCAAUCUCAUAGUACAGAGCCAGGGGAACAUGUCAUUACGAGGUCGCGAUGAAUCCCACGAAGGCAUCGACCGCAAGUUCACGCUCAGUUACUACUCCCGAAUGCGCUUCAUCUCGAACCUCCUCCCCCUCCUCCAAUCCGCCGCUACUCAGCCGCCUCAUUUCUCGCGGACACUAAGUGUAUUCAACGCAGGAUUUGAAGGCAAGCUCAAUUUCAAAGACUUGGAGCUCAAGAACACAUUCUCUGCAGCGAGGUGCGCGACACAUACUACGACGAUGAACAGUCUCAUGACCGAGGAAUUCUCGAAGCGCCAGCCUGCGACGACGUUCGCACACUCGUGGCCGGCGACGGUUGUUACUACCGGCCUCGCGAGAGAACUACCUGCUUGGGCUCGUGUGGCUAUGAAUGUUCUCUCUCCGCUGUUGUCGCUGUCGAACCUUGCUGUCAGUAAUGAGGAGACGGGUGCGAGGCAGCUGUAUAUUGCUACCAGUGGCGUCUACCCACCCGCAAAGCCUUCCGAGAACUCUCCGCUGGCAUCUGGUGUUCCUGCUCCUAAAGGCCUGCAUGCGCCUAUGUUAGGUGCCAAUGUGGUCGCGGGCAGCGGGGCGUAUCUCGUCAAUUGGAACGAUGAACCAACGGGCAAACAGAAGUUGCUACAGGAGUACCGUGAGAAAAAUGUCGGAGCGACGAUUUGGGAGCAUACGAUGGGUAUAUUUGAGAGGGUUGCAGAAAUAAAUCAGGGUCAAUAGUAUGUACCAGUUACGGCAUGAGUGAGCUUUGGGGUGUUUUUCGAGUGUCCCUCUCCAACCACCAAACGCAUCCCCAUCCUUAUCAACAGGAUGCCUCAAAUCAUGAAUCAAUCAAUUCAACCGGAAUCCAACCGAAAAUCCGGUUGUCCGCGUGUUUCAAGUUAAGAUACUGAAUUGAUCGGUCGCAUCCGACCAAGCGGUCUUGCGCUUCCUCGGGUAGGAUAUAGGAUGCCGGAACACCAGCUGCUGUGAUGCAUCUUCACGUGCUGGCGGUGCUACGUUAGGUUUCAAGCGAAGAGCUCUAGAUGGAACGUUUCAAUCGAAUUGGCGAUUCCGUUUUAUAUCCACCUUCUCAAAGCGAACGAUCCUUGUCGCCGCGUGUUCCACCCUUAGUUAGGAACCCCUCUCGUUGUAACCCUAG